Messenger RNA from Rattus norvegicus (Norway rat), 4620 nucleotides. The record is from RefSeq and is a predicted model, not a curated record. NCBI's taxonomy places the organism in Eukaryota, Metazoa, Chordata, Mammalia, Rodentia, Muridae.
GUGUGGGCGGGGCCGGCGGUCGUACCGGCCUGGAGGCUUGCGGAUCUGAAUCCUUCUCCGGCGGCCAGGGAAACACAGGACCAUGAGCGUCCAGAAGCGGGAACCACAGAGGUGGCGGGGCUGAGCCCCGCUGAGACCUCUGGGCCGGCCAUGGGCGACCGUGAACGCAACAAGAAGCGGUUGCUGGAGCUGCUGCAGGCUGCGGGCACUGGCAACGGGCACUGCGCCGACUGCGGGGCAGCGGGCCCAGCCUGUCCCUGCACCCUAGUCCAGUCCUUGUCCAGCUCAGCGGAGAUCCUGCUCUUCCACCCCGCAGAUCCUGAUUGGGCCUCUUACAAGCUGGGGGUUUUCAUCUGUCUCCACUGCUCUGGCGUCCAUCGCAACUUCCCAGACAUCAGCAAAGUUAAAUCCGUGAGACUGGACUUCUGGGACGACAGUAUGGUGGAGUUCAUGACUCACAAUGGGAACCUCAGUGUGAAAGCCAAGUUUGAAGCUAGAGUCCCAACUUUCUACUACGUCCCUCAGGCCAGCGACUGCCUGGUCUUAAAGGAACAAUGGAUUCGAGCUAAGUAUGAAAGGCAGGAGUUUAUGGCUGAGAAAGCUGUCUCGCCCCCAGGUGAUCGAGAAGGCUUCCUGUGGAAGCGAGGAAGGGACAACUCCCAGUUCCUGAGGAGAAGGUUUGUCCUUCUGUCAAGGGAAGGCCUGCUGAAGUACUACACCAAGGAAGAGGGUAAAACCCCAAAGGCUAUCAUCAACAUCAAGGACUUAAAUGCCACCUUCCAGACAGAGAAGAUUGGACAUCCCCACGGGCUGCAGAUUACCUACAGGAAGGAGGGCCAAACCAGAAAUCUGUUUGUAUAUCAUGACAGUGGAAAGGAGAUAGUGGAUUGGUUCAAUGCUCUCCGUGCAGCCCGCCUGCAAUACCUAAAAUUGGCCUUUCCUGAUCUCCCAGAGUCUGAGCUCGUGCCUCUCAUCACCAGGAACUACCUCAAACAAGGCUUCAUGGAGAAGACUGGUCCAAAGCAUAGAGAACCCUUCAAGAAAAGGUGGUUUGCCUUGGAUCCUCAGGAGCGGAGGCUGCUGUAUUAUAAGAACCCCCUGGACGCUUUUGAGCAGGGCCAGGUUUUUCUGGGAAGCAAUGAGCAGGGAUAUGAAGUAUGGGAAGGCCUGCCCCAGGGCAUCCGAGGGAACCGCUGGAAGGUCGGACUCACGGUCAUCACUCCGGAGCGGAAAUUCGUCUUCACCUGCCCCACGGAAAAGGAGCAGCGGGAAUGGCUGGAGAGUCUGCGGGGUGUCCUGUCCAGUCCCUUGUCGCCCCUCCACCUCCUCAGUGAGAAGUGGGGGGUGGGUGGGGAUUCCUUUGGGUGAGGGCAGAAAAGGGCUUCUUCACUGUGGUCCCGGAGGGGCCUGACUCAGCUGUUUGAGUCUCCCUCACUUCCUGCCAGAAAAAAAGCACACAUUGCACAUUUUUGUCAGAAAGUCCCUUCCGCACCAGUUCCUCUAUGCGGCCAUCCUCAUGAACUCCAGGAGGAGUCUGGCCCUAGCAGAACUGUAGAGGUUGGCUAUACCCUCUGGUCAGACCCCCACCCCCACCCCCACCCGUUCCCCAACAUGCCCUUGUCCCUUUUCUCAUAAGAAGACACUGGCCUAGGAUCCUUAGCAGAGGACACCCUGCUGGGAACACACUGGGAUUCUGGAUUCCUGCCCACCCAGAAGGAAGGCUAUUUUUAGUGUUCUCUUGUCUCCCUCCCCUGUCCCUCCUCUUCACCCCAGAUGGGUCACAAGGAGACUGUUCCCAUCUGUUGACAACCCUGUGAAAAGCAGAGAUGUGCUGAGUUAGGGCGGAAGCCUCUGACCCAGGGCAGAGUUUCCAGGGCAUAAAGGAAAAGCCAUGUAUUUGAGAGAGUAUAACCUGACAGGUGACCCCAACAGCCCUUGGGGGAAACUCUGGUGCCUCUCACCAGUAUGAAUACAACUGUCUCAACCUGGCAUGGUAGCUAGCCUAUACCUUUAAUCUCAGUGUUGGGGGCAGAGGCAGGGAGAACUCUGAGUUCAAAGCCAGCCUGGUCUACUUAGUGAGUUCCAGGACAGCUGGAGCUACACACUGAGACUCUGUUUCCAAAACCCAAACUAAACAAAGGGACAAACAAACCCAGCCCACAACUGUCUUUGCCUUCCUUUUCCCAGAAGGCAAUUGAGCACUCCAGCAGCUGCUCUCUGUGGGCCUGAAUCCCUGAGUCUCUGCCACUGCUUCCUCUGUCUCCUGUCUAUCUCAUUGGUCUGCUUUUGUUGUCUGUUUUUUAUUGUUUUUUUUUUCUGUUUUAUUCUCAUUUAAAGUUUCUUUUUGCUUCCAGUGUUGUCCUGGCUCCCUCUGUCACACCACACUUGUCCCUUCCAUGUCCCCCAGCAGGGCAGCACCAGCAUGGCCUUCCCCAGCCCUCUUCUUUCUCUUGCAGCCACAUCAGCAAAGAGUGGCUGAGGCCUGAGGUGACCCAUCUCGGAGGAUCUGGCUGGCCACUGAGCACCUGAAGUCCUGGAGAAGUGUUCACCUCAGCCCUGGUUGUCCAGAAGGAAGUCCUGAGGCCAGCAGCUGCCCUUGCCUGUGAACUCUGUGAAGGUGAGGUUUAUCCUACGACUCCCUGGGCUCCUUCCAGAACAUUUCCCAGUCUUGAGGAGUUGGGACCGAGAAGAAUUCAGCUCUCCAAGCUUAGAUGUCCUCAUAACUGCACCGAAAGUCAGCCAUGGUGAUGCGUGCAAGUUGAGAGGCAGGAAUGCCAUGAGCCCAGUGCCAACGUGAACCACCCAAGGAGUUCAAGUCUAGCCUGAAUUGCAUAGCAAGACCUUGUCUCAAACAACAAACAAACAAACAAACAAACAAAAACAAAACAGAAAAAACAGCAGUCAGGAGGCAGAGACUGACGGAUCCAAGACAGUCACAGCCAAGGCUGGUUACACUGAAAAACACUGUCUAGAAAAACUAAGAACAAAAAACAGAAACAAAAGCAAGUAAGCAGGGUUGGGGAUUUAGCUCAGUGGUAGAGCGCUUGCCUAGCAACCGCAAGGCCCUGGGUUCGGUCCCCAGCUCCGAAAAAAAGAAAAGAAAAAAAAAAAAAAAAGCAAGUAAGCAAACAACAAACCAAAACUACAGAUAGGGGUGGACACUGCAAUAAAAAAGGUGCCCACAGCAUCCAGAUUGUACAAACGGAAAAAUUUUAAAGUUUAGUCUGAACUUAACUAUGAAGAAAUAGUCAGACAUUUAUUUAUUACUUAUAUGUUGCUAUGCAACUAGCUUGGGGCUAUUCAAAUGACACAAUUAUAAAAGAUGAAAUUGGCCAGGCAUGGUGAUACACGCCUUUAGACCCAUGCACUCAGCAGGCAGAAGCAGGAAGAUCUCUUUGAGGUCAAGGCCAGCCUGGUCUACAUAGUGAGUUCCAGGACAACCAGAGCCACAUAGAGAAUUUGUUUAAAUAAACUGAGGGGAGGGGGUGGCACAGACAGACAGACCAAAGCCAGGGUGGUACCUAUAAUUUUAGCAUUAGGGAAGUAGAGGCAGGAAGAUCAAAGGCUCUGCUAUUAUACAUAGAGAGUGAAAGGCUAACCUGGGCUACAUGUUACCCUCAUUCAAAAAAGAAGAAGAAGAAAAAAAAAACCUGUACCAAGUCAUGGCAACAAAUGAAGUUUGGGAUUCUUGAUUGGAACCUGGACUUAAAAAGAGAAACCUUAAUGUUAGGUGGCAUUGAUGGUACAUGCCUUUAAACCUAGUACUUGGGAAGUAGAGGCAGGCUAAUCUUUGUGAGUUCAAGGCCAGCCUGGUGUACCAAGUGAGUUCCAAGAUAGCCAGGGUUACACAGAGAUUCUGUUUCAAAAAAAAAAAAAAAUCGGGAGAAGGGCUAGCAUUGGCUGCUCAUCCAGAGGUCCUGAGUUCAAUUCCCAGCAACCAUAUAGUGGCUCACGACCAUCUGUAAUGGGAUAUGGUGCCCUCUUCUGGCUUGCAGGCAGAACACUACAUAAUUUAAAAAAAAAUGAGAGAGAGGGAGACAGAGAGACAGAGGCAGACCUUGGAGCUGGAUUGAUGGCUCAAUAGUUAAGAGCCCUGGCUACUCUUGCAGAGGACCCAGGUUCAAUUUCCAGCACCCACAUAGCAGCUUACAAUUGUCUGUAACUCCAGUUCCAGGGGAUCAGACACCCUCACACCAAUACAUGGAAUAAUUUUAAAAAGAAGCCACUGCACUGUAAAAGACAUAAUUGCUGUUGGAGGAACUAGGCUCUGGAUGUAUAUUAGACAGCAGUGUUGUAAGGCUGUAACAAUCAUGAUGUUUGUACAGAAUGUUCCUGUCCCGUGGGACACAGACCAAAGUAAAAUGUGGUGAUGUCUAUGGCCAAUUUUUAAAUGGUUCAACUGAAAAAAAAGUCAGUAUAUGUAUAUGUGUACACGAAUGGAAUGCGUGUGUGUGUGUGUGUGUGUGUGUGUGCGCGCACGCGCGCAUUUCUAUAGCUAUAUACAGAGAGCAUACCACUGAUGAAUCUGGAUGAAAUGUAAAUUGGACAUUUAUUUUCCUACUUGUGAACAUUUUAUAUAGAUUUGAGUUUUCAUAUUAAAACAUUGAUAAAACACCCAGA